UGGCUCACACUCACACCACACCAGCUCGCCCCGCCGGCUCCCUCUCCCCUCUUACCGGCUCCCUCCUUUCUUCUUCCUCCUCCUCGCUGCCGGAGACCCGGAGACCGGUCCUUCGGAUCCACCUCCGGUGCAUGGCCGGGGCGGGGCUUGCCGCGUCCGUGGCUGCUGCAACUUAUAUCCCUAGUAAUCAGGCUUGAAAUCAGCUUCUUUCUGAUGUGAUGUACCCACAGUUAUUAUAUACUCCCUCCGUUUCAAAAUAAGGGUCGUGGUAGGUAAUAUUUGCUUGGCACCAUGUACCUAUGUUUAAUUUCUUAUUAUAUCCACAGAUACACCUGAAGGACUCGGAAAUGGCUGACAACAUGCGCCAUGUUCCAAAAGAUUCAAUGAUGCAUGGUGAGGAUGGUACUGGACUCGCAUCCUCUUCAAAUCAAACGGAUGAUCUCGAAGACGUAAAGGGCAUUUUUACUCAACUUAAAAUAAGCCCGUCAGAGCCUGAUCCGGCGGCUUCAAAAGGUUUCACCUUCAGCGAGGUUAACUGCUGGCGACCAGCAAGCAGCAGGAAGUUAGUCUGCUGCAACUUCUCUUCCGACGGCAGGAUCUUGGCAAGUGCUGGACAUGAAAACAAGGCUGUAGUUUGGAACAUGGACACUUUCCAGACACAUCAUUUACCAGAAGAGCAUGCUUACCUUAUCACCGAUGUCUGUUUCAGACCUAACUCUACACAGAUGGCAACAUCUGCUUUUGACAAAACAAUUAAGCUAUGGAAUGCUAGAGAUGUAAGUUAUGCUUAGCUUUCUGGAAGUUCAAAAUUUUGGUUCAAAUUUGUGAAUAAAACCUGAAAGUAGUUUUUUUUAGAGGUAAAUACACUAGGAGUCUUAGAACUUGCACGCGACGGUCACUUUGGUGCAUAAAGUUGCAAAAUACGUGUUUGUGCUCACUAAACUUGCGAGGCCGUUCAAAUACAGUCGCUCUCACCGUACGCAUGCGUAUUCGCCGACGUCAGCAUGGCACAGGCCCGCUGUCAGCCACUGUAAACGUUCCUGUAUGAUAGAUUUUUAGAAUAGCCCUCAGCCUUUUUUUAUUUCCGUAGGAAACCCCUCAAAUAAAAAAGGCAAAAUAGUGGGGCAGGUGAUUUCGAUCACACGUUCGUACUGCUAGGUGGCUCGAUUGGACAACCACCACGCCAACAGUACCUAAAUGUUACUUAGCACGACUACCUUAUAUAUCCUAUUAGCGCGGACUGAAACUUUUUAAUGAAGAAAUCUAUCUAAUAACCAUAAACAGUGCAACAGCAACAGCGACAUGUGAUGUAGUUUAGGGACAAACAAUGUAUAUGCUUUUAUCACUCUUGUUCUAUGUAAGUACGUGCCAUAUAAAAAUGUUUGUGUAAUUCAAAAUAUGUUCAAGCAUUAAAAAGACCACGCGAACAGUUUUCUGAAUUAUGUGAAUAUAAUUGUACGUUGUGUAAACUACACGAAUAUAUAAUUUUUUUGAAAUGUGUCAACAUUUUUUAA
Molecule: messenger RNA, 1514 nt
Organism: Aegilops tauschii subsp. strangulata
Lineage: Eukaryota; Viridiplantae; Streptophyta; Magnoliopsida; Poales; Poaceae
Source: RefSeq, a predicted model, not a curated record